AAUACGUUAAUAGCGGGUAUUAUAAAGAUUAGUUUUAGCCUCAGUAAGAAAAUCGUCGCCCUAGGUAUAAUAAAAAUAAAGACGUACUUCGGAACGAUAAUUUUUUAUAUUUUGCCCGUUAAUACCCCAUUUCUCUUAUAUUUAAAAGAUAUAGAUCGACUAAGUAUUAUAUUUAAUAAUACGAAGAAUAGAAUCUCUAGUAGUAAGUAUUUCGAAAUAGUUAAACGACGAUAG
This is a messenger RNA of Colletotrichum lupini, 234 nucleotides long. RefSeq lists its product as uncharacterized. The transcript has a single exon. The record is from RefSeq and is a predicted model, not a curated record. NCBI's taxonomy places the organism in Eukaryota, Fungi, Ascomycota, Sordariomycetes, Glomerellales, Glomerellaceae. The annotation marks the transcript as partial.